CAGAGGCUCCGCCCCUGAAUCCGCCACCUUCCACAAGGGUGUCCUCCUUUGGCGCUACUUUGAAAAUCUCGCGAUAGCCUGCUCGCUUCCCAUAACUCCGUGCGCUCGCCCCUCCCGUCCUCUUUCCGCCAUCUUUCCGUGCGGCCGCGAUGGUGCGCAUGAACGUCCUGGCCGAUGCCCUCAAGAGCAUCAACAACGCCGAGAAGCGCGGCAAACGCCAGGUCCUCAUCAGGCCGUGCUCCAAGGUCAUCGUCCGGUUCCUCACCGUGAUGAUGAAGCACGGUUACAUUGGCGAAUUUGAAAUCAUUGAUGAUCACAGAGCGGGGAAAAUUGUUGUGAACCUCACGGGCAGGUUAAACAAGUGUGGAGUCAUCAGCCCCAGAUUUGACGUGCAACUCAAAGAUCUAGAAAAAUGGCAGAACAACCUGCUCCCGUCCCGCCAGUUUGGUUUCAUUGUACUGACAACCUCAGCGGGCAUCAUGGACCAUGAAGAAGCAAGACGAAAACACACAGGAGGGAAAAUCCUGGGAUUCUUUUUCUAGGGAUGUAAUACAUACGCGCAAAUAAAAUGCCUCAAUGGACU
Molecule: messenger RNA, 583 nt
Organism: Rhinolophus ferrumequinum (greater horseshoe bat)
Lineage: Eukaryota; Metazoa; Chordata; Mammalia; Chiroptera; Rhinolophidae
Gene: RPS15A
Product: ribosomal protein S15a
Exons: 5
Coding region: 150-542 (130 amino acids)
Biological process (GO): translation
Cellular component (GO): ribosome; cytosolic small ribosomal subunit
Molecular function (GO): structural constituent of ribosome
Source: RefSeq, a predicted model, not a curated record